AUGGGAUCAAACAGUGCACUGGAUCCCGAUCAACAUCAAAGGAAACCCAAACUGAAUCCAAUUGCCUGAUUUGGCCAACUUUUCGUGCCCUGAUGGCGAACGAGCAGCCUCGAAGACCCGCUUCCGCCUACUUCUUGUGGCUGACUGCGAGUCGUGAAGAGAUCGCCAAGGGCCUGGGCACCAAAAAAGCCUCGGAGGUCUCCAAGAAGGCUGGAGAGCUGUGGAAGGCAAUGAGCGAAGGAGAGAAACAGGAGUUCGAAGUUCAAGCCAGAUCUUUGAAGUCUGAGUACGACAAGAGAAUGAGCCUCUUCAAGGCGCAGGGAGGUGUGGUGACCAGAAAGCGUCCGGCUGAAGCAAAGGAGGACAAGCCUCGACGACCGGCGGGUGGCGCCUAUGGCUGCUUCCUUGCAGCUGAGCGGGAAGAGAUAGCGAAGAGCUUGCCUGAAGGGCACAAGAUGACUGACGUUGGGAAGGCAGCAGGCGAGAGGUGGCGUAGCCUCACGGAGGAAGAGAAGCAGCCAUACGAGGAAGAAUACCAGAAGAAGUUGGCCGAAUAUAAGGAGGCCAAACAGAGCUAUGAAGAAACCAGGACGAUUGACCUGGUAGAAUUGGCAAGGCCGAACAAAAAGGCUAUGGCUGGGGCAUAGUGCAUGGCACUCCGUUUGGCCCAGAUUGUAACUGUACAAAGCAAGCGUGGCCUUGCCGUUUGCUAGGGGGUAUCUUCUAUCUUGGGGUGCAGAAGACGUAAUUGUACAGAUU
Messenger RNA from Effrenium voratum, 759 nucleotides. NCBI's taxonomy places the organism in Eukaryota, Dinophyceae, Suessiales, Symbiodiniaceae. The record is from the annotation of a GenBank genome assembly.